Messenger RNA from Penicillium alfredii, 180 nucleotides. RefSeq lists its product as uncharacterized. NCBI's taxonomy places the organism in Eukaryota, Fungi, Ascomycota, Eurotiomycetes, Eurotiales, Aspergillaceae. The coding region runs from base 1 to 180 and encodes 59 amino acids. The record is from RefSeq and is a predicted model, not a curated record. The transcript has a single exon.
AUGCCUCUGCAAUUUGUCUACGAAGCAGCCGACUGUCGCCUCUUCUACACCUACGACAACAUCGUUCAUCCAGCCACGGGAUGGAAUGCUGCGGCCCGUGCGAUCUGGGGCAAUGGUCACUGCGUGAAGGGCUCAAAGUCCAAUGUCACCGAUGGAGCAUACCACCGGCGUAAUGCCUAA